This is a messenger RNA of Silurus meridionalis, 2156 nucleotides long. Its product is annotated as rhodopsin. The transcript has a single exon. Lineage: Eukaryota; Metazoa; Chordata; Actinopteri; Siluriformes; Siluridae. Gene Ontology annotation, molecular function: neuropeptide receptor activity. Bases 857 to 1846 code for a protein of 329 amino acids. The record is from RefSeq and is a predicted model, not a curated record. Gene Ontology annotation, cellular component: membrane. Gene Ontology annotation, biological process: neuropeptide signaling pathway.
UCUGUUUAUUAAUGUUUAUCAGCACUACAUCAUUACUAAUUCUUUGCCCUCGGUUACACAAGGUCAAUAAUGCUGUUAUGUACGGAAUUAUGAUUCAGUGCAAGUUCUUAACUGUUAUUUAUCCACAGAGAAAAUGGUUGUCCUGUAUACAUUCUCAUAAUAAAUAACUUAUAAGAAGGACUUCUAAAUGUGUCUGUCACCUUUAAGCAUUCUUUAACAUGUUUUUCUGCAGGAAUCCCAACCGCAGUCUCUUAAUCGAACAAAACUUCCUAGCAAAGAGCCCUUAGACAUCCAAAGAACCAGUAAGUGUACCACUGCGGAAGAAUUUAUAGCUUCUCGACUAAGACAAGCGUCAGACUCGGUUGGACUCAUACCCACGCAUUCUUUUUACCCCAGCAAGUAGACUACUACAGUAAAUAAUAUCUAAAGUGUUUUGUAGUUCAUGUUAAAAUAUCUUCAUAUUUAACAGUAUUCAUAGACAACUUUCUCUUUCAAGCUGAAAUCAAUCCACAAAAUCAAGACGAAGUCAGGGUUUUUUUGAGUGUUCAUUAAAAAGUACAUGUAUAUGACAGCUAGUAAUUUGACUGUUCACACAGUCAGAGGAAAGUUCAUUCUACCAGCAACAGAUGCAGGUCUUUCUUGCACAUUGAGGAGUGGGGGUGUAAAACAAAUCAUGCUGAAUGCUCAAAAAGAUGUGUCCUCAGGUAGGUGGGGGAAGAACUGGUGUUCACAGCAUUGUGGGAGGAGAUGUCAGAGCCUGGUGAUGUCAUUAAUUUACCAGGCAUAAAAUACCUGACAACAAGAAUACUGAAGCAUCCACUACUCUUUAAACAGUUGCUCCAGUGUCCUCCUUAGGAUGAAUGCAACAGAAUGGAUCAAGGCUUUAGUUAGAGCCUCCAUGUGCUUUUUGGGGAUCCUUGGUAACAACUGGCUGGCAUUGCGCUCCCUGCCAAGAUCGAAAUCUCAGAUCAGACCGAAUGACUUACUGUUUAUCAACUUGGCUGUGUCCAAUCUGAUCACCAAUUACCUGGUCGAUCUGCCGGACACCUUAGACUUUGCGGUCCACUGGACCAAAACAACAAAAAAAUACUGUGCGGUUUUCAGUUUUUGCUCUGAGAUUUCAGAGACCAGCAGCAUCUUCACCACCAUGUUCAUCACUGUGUACUGGCACCAGAAGCUUGUGGGAUCUCUGAAGCGUGGAGGAGCUCCUGUGCAAAUGGACAGCCUCCGCCUCAUCAUCGCACUGCUGACAGGGAGUUGGGUGUUCGCCACCGCGUUCAGCAUGCCUCAUAUCUUCUUCGUCUCUAUGGACAUCUUGAACCAAAGCUUCAAUGGUUGUGUGGAACAAUUCCCAAGCCCAAAGGCCAAGCAAGCAUACGAGAUGCUGUACCUUACCCUAGCAAAUCUGGUUCCGAUUAUUGGCAUCGUUUUUGCAAGCAUCCAAAUUGCAGUCACACUCAUUCAGAACGAGAAGCGGCUCAAGAACACAAGCAUGUUCACUAGAGGAAAAAACACGAAGAUUAAGAAGACUCCAGGACCAUCAUCCAAAGUAAUAGCAUCAAAUGCUGCAAAUAAAGUCCAAGAUCAACAACAAGGCGUUCAAAGGUCUCAAGACAAAACCAGCUCUUCAGGUAACCAGGUGAGGGCUGCGAAGAGUGUGGUGACAGUCGCCACCAUUUUUUUGACCUGCUGGCUAACGCACCUGAUGCUCAGCAUAACUAUAACUGUUUACGAGUCAACCGUUGUAGCAGACAUGAUCAGCUAUGUAGGAGCAAUAUAUACUUGUAUAAUCCCUUAUAUGUACUUGCAUGGCGUGAAGAAGUUGAACUGCUCCUCCAAAGGCUAAGGCAGCUGUCUAAGAAUAACUCAUCAGAAUGAUCAGUUGUCCCAGACACAACCGGAGACAUGACAAAUGAAGCGUUCAUCCUCUAACUCGGCUUCUGGGGAUUUAAGUGCAGAUCUAAAUUCAUAACAUUUUUUUUUUCCCCCUCAUCAGGUUUAUCUUCAGAAUUUAUUGAUUAUUAGCAAUGUAAUUUUUUUUUCUUCUCUCAAGAAAUAAAAUUGUGUUGUGUAUUUUUUUACUUACAUCUUGCUGUUACUUGCAGAAUCAUAAACGAUCCCCUGGGCCUAAUUAUACCUUGUUAUGAGUAAUUAUU